AUGGCUGGACGACGGAGAACCAGUUUCUCUGGUGUGAUCAUCACCACUCUGCUGGCUGUGAUGUUGCUGCCCGCAUUUUUGUCUGCUGGACCAAUUGUACAAAAGGCCAAAGAGGGAGAAAAUGUCCAGGAGAGGGCGGUGGCUGCAGAGUUACACAGGAGGCUGAUCCGCAACCGCAGGAACAUCAGCUGGUACAAACAGCACUCUGACUUCUGGGGCUGGUACAAAUUCUUCACUGACAAUGGCAACCAGGAAGCAGUGCAGGAGAUGGAUCGCAUCUACCUGGCCUACCUCCAGAACAAGAACCGUGCUGAGGGACGUCGCUCCUACAAAGCCUACUUGAGCCACCUGGGGGAUAUCUACAAGUCCUGCGCAGAUUCUGAUGACCCCAACUGCGUGUCAUCAUACACCAGCAGGCCCAAACCUAAACCUGAGCCACCCAAACCUGCACCAGUGAAAACCUGUGACCCAACCAAAGAUCCUUACUGCCUGUAUGCUGCUUUGCUCCAGGGCAAAAGCCCAUACCAGCCCCUGGUAAUCCCAGUUGCCACCCCCCCACCUGCACCAGUUAAGGGCCCAGCCCCUAUGUACGUACGUUCUGCUGCUCCAGCAAAGGAUCCAAAGUCAGGGUAUCACUACUACGCUCCAUCUUCAGCACCUUUCCUUUCCAAGGAGCAGAAGGCUGAGCUGCUGCGUAUCUGCUCUUCUGAGGACACUGAGUGUCUGCAAUACCAUCUGAGAGCUGCCUACGGGCAUGCACCAUCCGCCGGGUCCCUCCCUUCCUACGCCCACCUCGGAUGUGACCCAAAGAAAGACCCCAACUGCAAACCCAAACUGGUGCAGAAAGCGCCCUCUGGUGUCUACCUGCAGUACCCCAACUGUGAUCCACGUGAUCCCUUCUGUGCCUAUGCUGCCUCCCUUGCGCCCCGUGCCCCUAACCCCCCUGCCCCUGCUGGCCCUGGAUCCUGCAACCCUCUGUUUGAGGAUAACUGCAACCCUCUCACAGCCACCAGAUUUUCCACUCCCCCAGAGGCAUACACAAUUGAGGAAAAAGAGGAGGCUGCUGCCAUUCGUGCUGCCCCUUCAGAUGCUCAACAGUACAAUGACCCCUAUGCCAUGUUUAGAGAUGCUUAUACUAAUGCUAACAGACAGUACCCGUUUUCCCAACCCAACUAUGAGGAGCCUGCUCAAGAGGAGCGCCACCCUCUGGGUCCCCCAGGUAAAACCAAGGAAGGCUAUGACUGCUUCAUCGGCUACGAUCGUGAAUGCUACCCGGUGAAACCCACCGAGCCUCGCUCUGGAGCUCACCGCCGUGUUCCCUACCAGGCAGAGGCCUAUGAGCCCCAUGUGAAUGCUGAUGGCACCCGCAAUGGAGUCAUGGAGCCUUCCAACCCACACUGCGACCCCGAGUAUGACCGCGACUGCCGCCUGCGUCGUACCGAGACUCAGGCUGAGCAUCAUGCUGAGGAGGAUCACAACCAGGGGGCAGCAGAUAGUCAGCAGCAUCCAGAGCAGCAGGAACAGGAGCAGUAUGAGGCGGAGCCCUUCCAGAGUGGCCAGGAGGAGCCUCACAUGCCCUACCAGCCACUCUCACAGGGUAUGCCCAGCAUCCAGGACAUACUGAGGCGCUAUGGAGACCAGUUCCCUGAGCAUGGUGAUCAAAGAGCUUAUGGAGAUGACUACCGCAAGAAAUAA
Scomber scombrus (Atlantic mackerel) is the source of this 1695-nucleotide messenger RNA. It is a transcript of the gene and1, whose product is annotated as actinodin1. The record is from RefSeq and is a predicted model, not a curated record. Lineage: Eukaryota; Metazoa; Chordata; Actinopteri; Scombriformes; Scombridae. The transcript has 7 exons. The coding region runs from base 1 to 1695 and encodes 564 amino acids.